CAUCGCCUAACUUCGAAGCGACAGACACUUGAUGUCCUCAUCUCUGAAUUUUUUUUUCUUCUCUUUUUUACAUGCUCAAAGCAUCAGCUAGCAAGAUGGUUAAGAUCUCUGUCGGCAUGAUGGGAAGCUCCGUCGCGGCAGGUUCGCCGUCACUAGCCACGCCGGCACAAGUCUCUGCCUUUCUAGAUGUCGUCAGGUCCCACGGGGUCAGAGAGCUUGACACCGCUCGUGUGUACAACGACGGCAAGUCUGAAGAGCUGCUCGGCGAAGUGCAAGCGCACAAAGAUUUCUUGAUCGCGACCAAGGCACCGGCUUUCACGCCUGGCUCGCUGGAGUAUGACAACAUCAUCCUUAACUGCGAAAAGUCCCUGAGAGCACUGCGGGUGAACACAAUCGAUCUGUACUACUUGCACGGACCGGAUCCAAGGACAGGCUUUGAGGAGCAGUGUCGUGCUAUCAAUUCGCUACAUGAACAAAAAAAAAUUGAUCGGUGGGGGAUUUCCAAUCUCACUCCGACGCAAGUGCAAGAGGUAUACAGUAUCUGCGAGAAGAACAAGUAUCCGCUUCCAACCGCUUAUCAAGGUGGCUACAAUCCUAUCAACCGGCACCAGUCCGAAUCGAACCUGUUGCCACUCCUCAAAAGGCUGAACAUGACCUUCUACGCCUACUCGCCGCUCGCUGGCGGUUUGCUUGCCAAGCCAACCGAAGAGAUCGUCACGCCAAAGAAAGGAACCAGGUUCGAUUCAAUGAGAGUAUUUGGGAACAUGUACCUCAACGAAGAGAACAUUGCCGUUUUGCGGAUGUUGCAAAACGCGUGCACCGCUGCGGGAAUUUCUUUGCUGGAGGCGACCAUGCGCUGGUUCAUGCACCAUUCGCCGCUUGGAGAGAACGACGUCGUGAUUCUGGGCGCUUCGAGUGAUAGCCAGAUCGCGGAGAGCCUUCGCGCCUGCAAGAAAGGGCCGUUGCCAGAAACUUUGUUCGUGGCUUUCGAGGAGAUGAAGAACAAGAGUAAGGUAGGAGACCCUUUCAGAAGUUCGAAGGACACAUCCUAGGUCUCAUUGAUUUCCUCAGAUGAAAUAACCGCCGUGUGUGUUCAAAAUAUAGAUUUUAAUCGCAAACGCGUUGUCUGG
Molecule: messenger RNA, 1130 nt
Organism: Verruconis gallopava
Lineage: Eukaryota; Fungi; Ascomycota; Dothideomycetes; Venturiales; Sympoventuriaceae
Exons: 1
Coding region: 72-1052 (326 amino acids)
Source: RefSeq, a predicted model, not a curated record